Messenger RNA from Hemiscyllium ocellatum (epaulette shark), 4315 nucleotides. RefSeq names its product annexin A6 (gene anxa6). The transcript is spliced from 25 exons. The record is from RefSeq and is a predicted model, not a curated record. Gene Ontology annotation, cellular component: cytoplasm; focal adhesion. Gene Ontology annotation, biological process: apoptotic signaling pathway; growth plate cartilage chondrocyte differentiation; plasma membrane repair. Lineage: Eukaryota; Metazoa; Chordata; Chondrichthyes; Orectolobiformes; Hemiscylliidae. The coding region runs from base 126 to 2135 and encodes 669 amino acids. Gene Ontology annotation, molecular function: calcium ion binding; actin filament binding; cholesterol binding.
GGGAGAGGGACAGACACAGACACAGACAGAGAGAGUCUCACACCCACUGAGUGACCGUCAGACUCCAAUCUACCAACCCAGGGGUUGCUUGGAUUCUCAGUAUCGCUUCUGGAUAGCAGCAAACGAUGUCUGCCAAAGGAAAGGGUUCCAGAUCGGGAUAUCGAGGCAGCGUGAAAGCCGCUCAGGACUUUUCUGCUAAUCAAGAUGCAGAAAAUCUGUACAACGCGAUGAAAGGAUUUGGCAGUGAUAAAGAAACCAUCAUUGACUUACUGACCUCCAGGUCCAAUGCACAACGCCAGCAGAUCUGUACGAGCUACAAGACCCUCUAUGGAAGGGAUCUGAUUGAUGACCUGAAGUAUGAACUGACAGGAAAAUUUGAGAGACUGAUCAUUGGCCUCAUGAGACCUCCCGCAGUCUACGAUGCCAAAGAGCUGAGAGACGCGAUCAAGGGACUAGGCACAGACGAGAAAGCCUUGAUUGAAAUCCUUGCCUCCAGAAACAACAAGCAAAUCCAUGAGCUCGCCGCAGCUUACAAAGAAGUGUAUGAGUCCGAUGUGGAAGCAGAUGUUGUUGGAGACACAUCGGGACAUUUUAAGAAGAUGCUAGUGGUGCUUCUGCAGGGGACCAGGGAAGCAGACGAUGUAGUGAGCGAGGAUCUCGUGGCUCAGGAUGCACAGGAGCUGUAUGAAGCUGGAGAGUUACAGUGGGGAACUACAGAGAGUUCGUUCAUUACUAUUCUCGGAAGCCGGAGCUAUUGUCACCUUCAGUUGGUUUUCGAUGAGUAUCAGAAGAUUGCUGGGAAGGAAAUUGAAGAGAGUUUGAGGGGUGAACUCUCGGGGGACUUUGAGAAGCUGAUGCUUGCCGUGGUCCGAUGUGCCAGAAAUACCCAGGAAUAUUUCGCUUCCAGACUAUACAAGGCGAUGAAGGGGAUGGGGACAAGGGACAACACUCUGAUCCGAAUCAUGAUUUCUCGCAGUGAGAUCGACAUGUUGGACAUCAGGGAGGAGUUCCGAAUGAAGUACGAGAAAUCGCUGCACAAUAUGAUAAGGAGUGACACCUCUGGAGAAUACAAACGAGCUCUGCUGCGGUUGUGUGGAGGAGAUGAUGAUGCUGCAGGUGAAUUCUUCCCCGAGGCCGCACAGGUCGCCUAUCAGAUUUGGGAAGUCAGUGCCGCCAGACGGAUCGAGCUCAAAGGGACGGUGAGACCCGCUCCUGAUUUCAAACCAGAAGUGGACGCCAAGGCACUCCGCAAAGCCAUGAAGGGAUUCGGCACUGAUGAAGAAACAAUCAUCAACAUACUUACCCAGAGAAGCAAUGCACAGAGACAACAACUGAGACAACAGUUCAAAUCCCAACUGGGCAGGGACCUGAUGGCAGACGUGAAGUCGGAGGUGGGUGGACCACUGCAGAAGAUUCUGCUCGGUUUGUUGAUGACUCCGGCUCAGUUUGAUGCGAAGCAGCUGCAGAAAGCUAUCAAGGGUGCGGGUACAGACGAGAGGGCCCUGAUUGAAAUCCUAACCACAAGAACAAACCAGGAGAUAAGAAUGAUCAAUGAAGCUUACAAGGAUGCCUACCACAAGAGUCUAGAGGAUGACAUAAGCAUGGAUACAUCUGGCCACUUUAAGAGACUCCUGAUUUCACUGAUUCAGGGGAACCGAGAGGAGGGGGAAGCAGAUCUGGCCCGCGCCAUGGAGGAUGCAAAGGAGCUGUGUGGCUCAACCGACGAAGACUCGGGCUCCAUGGAGUCAAAGUUCAUCAGCAUCUUGUGUAUGAGGAGCUACCCCCACCUCAGGAGAGUUUUCCAGGAUUACAUCAAACUCACCAACAGAGAUAUCGAGCAGACCAUCAAGAAUGAUAUAUCUGGAGACGUGAGGAAUGCACUGAUCGCUAUCGUUCGCAACAUCAAGAACAUGCCAGGUUUCUUUGCUGAACGCCUCUACAAGUCGAUGAAGGGAGCGGGGACAGAUGACAAGACCCUGAUCAGGAUCAUGGUGUCCAGGAGCGAAAUUGACCUGAUGAACAUCCGACACGACUUCAAAGAGAUGUAUGAUGCGUCGCUGUACUCCUUUAUAGAGGGAGAUACUUCAGGGGACUACAGACAGGUCCUGCUGGCACUCUGUGGUGGUGAAGACUAGGAGCCAUCAUCCCAUUGGACUAUGUGGCUGCUGUCCUGAACGUUGGAGAGAUACAGGACGGACACCACCAAUAUCCACUGUUAAAGCAAGGCCUGAUGGGACAUCGGCAAGGGGAGAGAGGGGAAAGGGACGGUCACCAGUCCUUCAACGUCCCCAGCCAACGCCAUGUUUGUAUCUGUCAAUGUGCUGAAUCACGAGUUGAGCUUGGCAGUCCCUUUAACCCUCUCUUCAUCAUGACCAGUCACCCCAGUGACCUUCCGUUAGUUCACAAUCCAGUCUCUAGCUGUGUGUGUGUUAAGCGAUAGUCAGUACUGAGCUCUGCCGUAUAGUACAUCUCUGUUUCAUUGUGUAGCUCCAUGAUUGGUCUUGGAAGGUCUCCCUACCCUUCACCCCUCAAUAUCAGCCACCUCAUUUUUUGGGGGGGGUAUUCUGCCCUGUUACCUCAAACAUUGCCCUGCCUCCCCAAUGCCAUUUCCAGUCUCUCCAAACUCCACGAGAUCCACACGAUCCUUACCCCUCACUCAGAAUAUCCCUUCCUCUCAGAAUAUCGCCACCUAAUUUUCAACCUUCUCCACACCCACCCACCCCCACCCACACCCACCACACUCUCACACCCACCCCCACACCCAACCCACACUCCGCAUCCCCACACACCCCACCCCCACACACUCCCACACCCACCCCCACACUCCGCAUCCCCACACAUCCCACCCCCACCCUCUCUACACCCCAUCCCCACACACCCCAUCCCCACACAUCCCACCCCACCCUCUCUACACCCCAUCCCCACACACCCCACCCCCACACACUCCCACCCCCACCCCCAUACCCAACCCCACUCCCCCACUCCACACCCCCGCACCCACCGCCACACCCCAUCCCCACACCACACCCACACCCUCACACCCCCACCCCCACAUAUACCACACCACCACCACCCCCAACCCACCCCAGCACCCCACCCCCACACAACCCCUACCCCACCCCACACCACCCAACCCCACUCCCCCACACCUUCACAUCAUCCCCACACCCACCCCACCCCCACACACAUACACAGGCACACAGACACAGAGACAAACAUUUACAGACGGAGACACACACACACACACACACACACACACACACACACACACACACACACACACACACACUCUCCCCUGCAGUUCUCCCCUCAGUUUCCCUGCUCCUGCCCACUCGAUCGCUCCACCUCAAUCCUGGCUCUGACAAUCUCUCACUCUGCUGCCUGACCUCCAAAUGUCUUAUUUCAAUCAACUUUUUAACAAUAUAAUUUUCAGCCUACUCUCUCGUAUCAGGAAUGUGUUUGAAGAUGUGUUUUUUUAAACAGACAUUUCUCCUGUGCUGUGGGGCUGCCUUUUAAAUUGGACUCCACCUUCAUUGUACACCUUCAGACUCCAUUGUUCAUGCCCUCCUCCAUCCCCUCCCCCUUCCUCACCCUCCUCAUUCCCACCCAUCCCAUGCUUCUCACCCCCUCCUUCCACCACCCUCUCACUAAUUUUCCCAGCCCCAGUAAAUCAAACCCCAUUUUAUUUCCUUAAGAACAUAGGACCCAGGAGGAGAAGUAGGCCAUUUAGCCCAUUUAGUUCAAUGAGAUGGUGGUUGAUCUGUCAAUCUAUAACUUUGAUGCACUGACUGAUUUCCUGCCUCGAAACCAAACUCCCGGGAUGGAUCCAGAGGAGUUCUGUUCCAGUUUAAGCUCAGACCGCGGUCACCGCUAGCGUUUGCGAUAAAUUCUACGCCCCUCAGUCACGAAGGAGAGCUCCCAAUCCUCUGGCCAGCCCUGAGUUGUUGAAGAAAAUCAUCUGGGAUUUGUAAAGAUUAGGUGUUUUAGUCCUUUCCUUCCAAUACGUCCAUCUGUAAAAAUAACGGAGCUGAAGGAGUGGAAGGGUUUCUGGAAAGUCAAGGAGUGGGUAGUAGCUACACCCUCCCCAAAUACCAUUCAUCCAAGGACAGGACGCUCUAUCCUGACCCUUGCUCUUGGCAGUGAGAAGCGUUUGACAGUAGGUCCUCAAUGGGUGCACAGUUGUCGACCUCAGCCACCAUUCUGUGUCUUCUGCACGUUCUUGGGAACCUCCUCAGCCCCACCCCUGUGCUGCUAACGAGCUUGCAUUAUUUUUUAACAAAAGACACAGAAGUUGCAAUAAACUUGUGAAGGUCCA